CCAGGGCCGAUUCUCCGUCUCCGUAGCAGCCAGCUCGGCGCGGCGACACCAUGAAGGACCGUACGGCGGAACUGCGAAGUGCUAAGGACAGCGACGAUGAUGAGGAGGUGGUGCAGGUCGACAGGGACCACUUCAUGGAUGAGUUCUUCGAACAGGUUGAGGAGAUCAGAGGCUGUAUAGAAAAGCUGUCGGAGGAUGUGGAGCAGGUCAAGAAGCAGCACAGCGCCAUCCUGGCCGCACCCAACCCUGACGAAAAGACCAAGCAGGAGUUGGAGGACCUCACAGCUGACAUCAAGAAGACAGCCAAUAAAGUUCGUUCAAAAUUAAAAGCAAUCGAGCAGAGCAUCGAGCAGGAGGAGGGUCUCAACAGAUCAUCAGCGGACCUCAGGAUCCGCAAGACACAGCACUCGACGCUGUCACGCAAGUUUGUGGAGGUGAUGACUGAGUACAACACCACGCAGUCCAAGUACCGUGACCGCUGCAAGGACCGCAUCCAGAGACAGCUGGAGAUCACUGGGAGAACCACCACCAACGAGGAGCUAGAGGACAUGUUGGAGAGUGGCAAGCUGGCCAUCUUCACCGAUGAUAUCAAAAUGGACUCUCAGAUGACCAAGCAGGCCCUGAACGAGAUCGAGACCCGACACACCGAGAUCAUCAAGCUGGAAAACAGCAUCCGUGAGCUGCAUGACAUGUUCGUCGACAUGGCCAUGCUGGUCGAGAGCCAGGGAGAGAUGAUUGACAGAAUUGAGUACAACGUGGAACACUCCGUCGACUACGUGGAGCGAGCCGUAUCCGACACCAAGAAGGCCGUCAAAUAUCAGAGCCAGGCUCGCAAGAAGAAGAUCAUGAUCAUCAUCUGCUGCGUCAUCCUGGGCGUGGUCCUGGCGUCGACCAUCGGUGGCACGCUGGGCUUCUAG
Xiphias gladius (swordfish) is the source of this 917-nucleotide messenger RNA. RefSeq names its product syntaxin 1B (gene stx1b). The transcript is spliced from 10 exons. Gene Ontology annotation, molecular function: SNAP receptor activity; SNARE binding. Gene Ontology annotation, cellular component: SNARE complex; plasma membrane; endomembrane system. NCBI's taxonomy places the organism in Eukaryota, Metazoa, Chordata, Actinopteri, Istiophoriformes, Xiphiidae. The coding region runs from base 51 to 917 and encodes 288 amino acids. The record is from RefSeq and is a predicted model, not a curated record. Gene Ontology annotation, biological process: intracellular protein transport; exocytic insertion of neurotransmitter receptor to postsynaptic membrane; vesicle fusion.